AUGCUGAGCGAUUUCGAACCGGGUCGAUUAUCCACGAAUCCACAAAUAUCAAUACCAGAGAUUGCCAAAAAUGUUAUACAAAAAGUUGCCAAAAAUGUGACAAAAGUAUUACUGAAAUCAAAAGUACCACUGAAAUCAAAAGUACCACUGAAAUCAAAAGUACCACUGAAAUCAAAAGUACCACUGAAAUCAAAAGUACCACUGAAAUCAAAAGUAUUACUGAAAUGA
This is a messenger RNA of Paramuricea clavata, 228 nucleotides long. Lineage: Eukaryota; Metazoa; Cnidaria; Anthozoa; Malacalcyonacea; Plexauridae. The record is from the annotation of a GenBank genome assembly.